AUGGCCAAAACCAUGCAAGAUAAUAAUCUGCCGCCGUUGAUUGCCGUGAAAUCCGCCAAAUUUUCCGAAUCCGAAUCACUGAAGAAGGAGAAGGAGCUGCUCGACAAAUUCCAAUCAUGCCCCUCUAUCCUCCGCUGCUUUGGUGACGAAAUCACGACCGAAAAAGGGGAGAAACUCUACAACAUAUUGCUCGAGUAUGCCUCAGGUGGAUGCCUCGUCGAUCACAUCAUCAUCAAGGGCCUUCCGGAAAUCACCGUCAGCCGCUGCACGAAAUCCAUACUCACGGCGCUCAUUCACAUCCACAAGGCCGGCUACGUUCACUGCGACGUGAAGCCUCACAACGUGUUGCUCGUCGGCCAAGACGCGAAGCUCGCGGAUCUAGGGAGCUGCUGCAAGACGAGCUUCGACGGAAAUAGUAGUUGUGAUGAUUUCAGGGGCACUGUUAUGUAUGCGGCCCCGGAGUCGAUAGCCCAACAGAAGUACUUGCCGGAGUCAGAUGUUUGGGCCUUGGGCUGCUCGGUUCUACACAUGCUGACUGGAAAAUCACCGUGGGCUUUCGACAGCAAGGCCCAGCCGAAGGCUGUUCUCUUCAAGAUCGGGUGCAGUGGAAUGCUCCCGCAGGCUGAUACAGCUCAGGAAAUUAUCAGUAAAAAUGGAUUUUCAAAUGGUAGCCGCUGCGCGAAAUCCAUACUCACGGCGCUCCUUCACAUCCACAAGGCCGGCUACGUUCACUGCGACGUGAAGCCUCACAACGUGUUGCUCGUCGGCCAAGACGCGAAACUCGCAGAUCUCGGGAGCUGCUGCUGCAAGACGAGCUUCGUCGACGGAAAUAGUAGGUGUGAUGAUUUCAGGGGCACGGUUAUGUACGCGGCCCCGGAGUCGAUAGCCCAGCAGAAGUACUUGCCGGAGUCGGACGUUUGGGCCUUGGGCUGCUCGGUUCUACACAUGCUGACUGGAAAAUCACCGUGGGCUUUCGACAGCAAGGCCCAGCCGAAGGAUGUUCUCUUCAAGAUCGGGUGCAGUGAUCAGAUUCCACAGAUUCCGACAAACAACAAAAUAUCCAAAGAGGCUAAAGACUUUCUCGCAAAGUGUUUGGUGAAAGAUCCGACGGCCAGGUGGAAAGUUGAUAUGCUUCUCGGCCAUCCAUUUGUCAACAAGGCCGAUCGACCGACAGUUGCCGGAAAAUACCAUCAUCACCAUAGAUUGUCUCAUGGCAUUCACUCUUUGUCGGUAUACAACGAAACCCCUAUAGUCAUGAUACUUAGUAAUACCUUAGUCUGCAAAACCCAUUAUGAGAUAAUCGGAGUCGAGGAAGAUGCCAACCAAGAAGAAAUUCGUAAGAUUUACCGAACUGCCCUUCUCAACUCUCACCCAGAUAAACUGCAGAAAUCUUCCGAACCACACGUGAGGAAUAAUCACUUCUUAGAGGUGCAGAAGGCCUGGGAAGUCCUUAGCAACCCUGAAUCCCGAGCCCUUUACGACAAUGAACUGAGAAAAUCGAGACUCGAUGUCAUGAAUGCGGAUGAUGUCAGCUUGAAUGACAAUGAUUGUUGA
Striga hermonthica is the source of this 1554-nucleotide messenger RNA. The record is from the annotation of a GenBank genome assembly. Lineage: Eukaryota; Viridiplantae; Streptophyta; Magnoliopsida; Lamiales; Orobanchaceae.